UCCCACUGAAGUAAAGUAUAAAAGAUAGGACUCCUCAUUGACCAUCACACAAUCUACUACAUUGAAGUCCUGAAAGUGAAGAUUUGACAAAAGAUUCAUCAUGGCAGUCAUGAGAGCUCUUGUGCUUCUUUUCUUGGUCUUUUCUGCUGGGAAUGCAGCAGCUCAUCACUGCCCACAUGGAUGGACACCUUUUGGUGUGAAAUGCUACAAAUUCUUCUCCGAGUCAGUUAACUGGGUCACAGCUGAGAAAAACUGUCAAUCCAUUGAUGCAAAUCUUGCAUCUGUGCGCAGUAAAGUGGAAAACAACUUUCUCCUGAGUCUGCUUGCGUCUGCUGACACACGUGCUUGGAUUGGUGGCCAUGAUGGUGAAAUUGAUGGACAAUGGCUGUGGUCUGAUGGAUCUCAAUUUGAUUUUACCACCUGGUGCCCUGGCGAACCCAACAACUAUCAGGGUAACCCUGAGAGCUGCCUAAUGAUAAACUGGACCACUAACCAGUGCUGGAAUGAUGCGCAGUGUUCAUCCGCAUUCAGCUACAUUUGUGCCAAACCUCUGAGAUCGUGAAAAAUCUAUCUGUUUCAAUGUUUUACAUUAAAACAAUUUCACGUCUGGA
Messenger RNA from Paramisgurnus dabryanus, 611 nucleotides. Lineage: Eukaryota; Metazoa; Chordata; Actinopteri; Cypriniformes; Cobitidae. The record is from RefSeq and is a predicted model, not a curated record.